AUGUUUCAACAAGAAAAACCAUCUGUUGGUGUUUCAACUCAAGAUCGAUUGAUGUCAACAUCUUUUCGAUAUGAAAUGAAUAAAGGAAAACCGGAUAAUAGUGCUUUAAGAAUGCAACAGGCUGCUCAAAUUGAAGAAGUUUAUUUCAAACAACAGAAACAACUUGAACAAAAUAAAUAUCAACAAUUUAAAGCUAAAUGGGUAGAACAAUCAGCUUGGUCCAAUGUAGCAUUACGAGAAUCAGCAGUGAAUAAACAACGCCAACAAGAACUAUUAUUACUUCGCAAAGCUCAUCUUACUGCUCGUCGAGCAGCUCUAGCAACCUUACUCCAAAAUGAACAACGAGUUUAUGAACAAGAAUUCUAUAGUAAAGGCAAAGCACUUUACAAAGAUAUGUAUCAAAUGGAUCCUCAAUGUACACCACUUGACUUAUAUCGUUAA
Molecule: messenger RNA, 441 nt
Organism: Rotaria sp. Silwood2
Lineage: Eukaryota; Metazoa; Rotifera; Eurotatoria; Philodinida; Philodinidae
Source: the annotation of a GenBank genome assembly